CUAACCGUCCAAUCAGUUUGAAACUGUAACCGCGCGCGCCCAAAGUGCCUUUGUAGUAGCCAAUGAAUAAUUGCCAACUUCUUUCAAAGUUCCCGCCACUCGCGACCCUAUAAGAUGUCCCAGCUUCCUCUGUUCGGAGCUCUCGACCUCUGCCGUUGCAUCGGUGCGUGUCGAGGGCCCGGUCUCGAGCCCGUAUUAAACUCCUUUGUGCCCUUGCAUCGGUUGUCUGUGUCCUUGGGGGCUGCACUGGUCGACGUGGGCACAACAUUUUGGGGGCUCGUCCGGGAUCGACGAGUGCAGACCCCAACUGCCGAGCAACCGAAAGGAGUUCUAAAGCGCGCAGGUGAGUUCCAACACUCGCCCAGGUAAGCUUCAAGUCUGCAGACCUGUAGUUGUACUUAGUACCUGUAUCUUUUGUACUUUGUACCUGUAGAAGCUGUUUUGUACUUAGUACCUGUAUCUUUUGUACUUUGUACCUGUAGAAGCUGUUUUGUACUUAGUACCUGUAUCUUUUGUACUUUGUACCUGUAAAAGCUGUAAUUGUUUGCAAACCUGAAAAUCUGUUCAAUAGCCGGGUCAGGCUUAAGUGGACGCACUUGAAAGCCGCCGGCGUGGACCGCGGGAGACGUCCCCGGACCACAUGUUAGGAAGGCCACACCCUUUGCGGGGAAGCAGAUACCCCUUUUGGGGGCCUUUUGAAAAAUCAGUCUUUGGCCUGUUUCUUGUGACGACAGCCACUGUACUUCUAGCAUUUGUCAUCAUGGGUCAAUCACCAUCUACCCCUCUAUCCGUUGUUUUACAGCAUUUUAAAGAUGUCAGGUCCAGAGGGUCGGACCUCAGUGUAAAUAUAAAAAAAUCCCCUCUAAUCACCUUUUGUUCCUCAGAGUGGCCGAAGUUCGGAGUUGGUUGGCCCCCGGAGGGAACUUUUGAUUUACAGAUUGUCCGUCGCGUAAAGGAAAUCAUCACCAGUGAAAGAAAAUUCGGACAUCCUGACCAACUCCCGUAUAUCUUAGUCUGGCAAGAUCUAGUCCAGAACCCCCCUGCUUGGUUAAAGCCAUUUUUGUCGUUACAGGCACAACCCGUACUGCCGGCUAAACUGCUUGGGUCCCACCCCAACACCCCGUCGGCACCUGCGGUUAUCCAAGAUUCUACCCCGGAGGAACUUCUAUUUCCACCACCCUAUCAUAACCCUUGUAGUAACCCUCCCCAACUCCUGCGGUCGGCUGACCACCCUCCCCCAGAGGCGGGCGGGGCUCGUGGGCAGGGUCCGGCGGCAGGCACCCGCUCAGUGAAGGCGAAUUCCCCGGAUUCCACCGUCCUGCCCCUGCGUGUGGCAGGAUUGCCUAAUGAGCAGGGCAACCAGCCCAUGCACUACUGGCCGUUUGCGACCAGUGACCUCUACAACUGGAGAGCACAAAAUGCACGUUUCUCUGACAACCCUAAAGACCUUGUUAAUCUCCUAGACACUGUUCUAUUUACUCAUCAGCCCACCUGGGAUGAUUGCCAACAGCUCUUGCAGGUCCUCUUCACCACUGAGGAGCGAGAUCGUAUACUGACGGCCGCCAGGAAAUUAGUCCCUGGAGAAGAUGGCACACCCACCACAAACGCGGCCCGCAUAGAUUUAGUGUUUCCCUUGACCCGACCUGACUGGGAUUUUAACCAGGCUGAAGCAGGCUCACCAGGAGGUCUGGCCCCGCCUCAGAGCGCUCUAUGAAGGGGGAGGACCUUCUCAGACAGCCCACAAAUUUCAGCCUGGAGAUCUUGUCCUUGUCCGCCGACACAAGACCGACGGUCGUGGCCUCCAGCCCCGGUGGAAGGGUCCCUACAUCGUCCUCCUGACCACACCCACCGCACUCAAAGUGGACGGCAUCGCGGCCUGGGUUCAUCACUCACACGUCAAGACGGCACCAACUGACGACUCCCAGCUGCAGUGGCGAGCCCGGAAGCAUCCCACCAAUCCACUCAAGCUGACUCUUCAGGCGCUCCCGGCUACAACCCAUCGCUCCCAGACCACUGCCCACGCCGUGAAAAAUGACACCAAACUGUAAUGUUGGCUACCUACUGUCCUUCCUUUGUUUUCUCCUUGUCGGGGCUGACUGGGAUCCCUGCCGACGGUGCAUCACCGAAGGCAUAUUCGGUCAUAUUCAGAGCAAGUGCUAUGUUAGUAAGCGUGCUUGCAGCCUUAAGGGAGUUCCUCUGUUUGUGGCGACCCUGAUUAAGGGCACCACCCAUGGAUGUCCAGGUACAGUGGGAAGGGUGGUCUGUUGGAAGCGUUUAAAUCAAAUGCCGCCUAAAAAUGAAAGUUGCAAUCACUGUAAAGAGGGGGGGAGUUUUUCAGCCUAUACCUUUGUUCAUUCACAGUGCUAUGAAAGGUCUACUGUUUAUCAGUGCACAGAGUCCAAUCAAACUUUCUGGACUGGUAUAUCCUUAGGAAAUAACGCGGGAUAUGUAUGCCCUGUCAAAGCAGGAAAACCCUUUUGUUGGACUCUGCAAACCCACUGGGGGAUGACAGAUGGUGGGGGUGUGCAAGACCACGCACGAAAGCAGGAAGUUCAGAGGGUUUUUGAACAAGUUGCCCAAACACAGGAUCGGUGGUUCAAGCCGAUACACAUCCCAGGCCCGGUGGGUUCCCUUAAAUUGGAAAAGACAGUACAGGCCAUGUUAGACUCAGCCCUACAAUUUUUAAACAAGACCAACCCAACCCUGGCCAGCGAUUGCUGGUUAUGUCUAAGAGAAGGACCCCCCCGUUACACAGCGAUCCCUGCUGUGUACAACUGGAUUAAUUGGACAAACCUAAAGGGCCCAACCCAUACGUGUAACCAGACCUUGCCCAUCAAUAAUGUCAAGCUCUCCCCAACAGUUGCUCAGAUGCCAUGCCUUAGUCACAAUGGGACCUUAAGAGUGGGUCAAGUAAAUAAGGUACUCUGCAGUUCAGUAGUCAGUGCAACUAAGGCGCCCAGUUUUAAUGGCUCUGCCUCUAUGUGCCCGCCGGCACUGGGCACUAUUUUCUUCUGUGGCACCACAGCCUACCCCGUACUCCCUGCUAACUGGUCGGGCUUGUGCAUUUUAACAUAUCUCAUGCCCGAUGUGGGAGUGGUCCCAGGCAACCAAAGCCUUCCCAUACAGCUCAUCCAGUCUGUGCCUGCCGGACAUAAGCGGGCCAUAAUUACCCCACUACUGCUCGGCCUGGGGGUGGCAGCCGGAGUGGGGACCGGAGUUGCUGGAAUUGGGACCUCUGUUAACCUUUACCAAAAAAUUUCAGCUCAGCUGGUGGGGGACAUUGGGCGGCUAGCAGAUACAACCUUAGAGUUACAGUCUCAGUUAGACUCUUUGGCCGCGGUGGUCCUGCAAAACCGCCGCGGGCUAGAUCUUCUCACAGCAAAGGAAGGAGGCAUCUGUCUCUACCUGCGGGAAGAAUGUUGCUUCUAUGCUAACAAGUCAGGAAUAGUUAGAAAUAAAAUUAAGCAAUUACAAGAGGAACUAGAACACCGGAGAAAAAAACUAGAAGACAACAAUGCAUUUCUUUGGGAAGGCUUAGGAGGAUGGCUGCCCUAUCUCUUGCCUCUUCUGGGCCCAGUCGUUACCCUCUUCUUAAUUCUGUCUAUCGGGCCCUGUGUCAUUAAUCGACUCGUGGCCUUUAUUAAACAACGGGUAAACACGGUCCAGUUAAUGGUGCUGCGCUCCCAAUAUGCCCCCUUACGCCAAUAUAACUCUCCCCAACAACCCCUAAAACAGGACCCCUCCCAAUACAUAGAAGUGGAGCCCUGACUGUUUCCCCUCAUCGCCCACUUUCAGCAGGAAGCAGUUACUGAUCAGAACGACGCCCCUUUUCCCUGACUGCAGUUAGGGGCUCCAUUCCCAAAAAGGGAGGAAAGAGACAUAGGGCGAGUUAGGGUGAUUAAGCAAGUUUCAGGAACAGUACAAAAGAGGACCUCUAAGGAGUUUAGGAAGGCUUCAGGGAUAAAAACAACUAAAGAAACAUCUCUUGUUUAAGCAGAGUAAUUCUCAUUUGUGGCUGAGAACUUUUGCUGGACCUAUAACCCUGUGAAUGAACAACAAAAUGACACAUAAUGUGACUAAACGUAACCAUAAUUCUGAGACUGACUAACUGAUAAAAGGCUUGGUAGCUGUGUUAUUUUCUUAACUGACUAGCCGUUUUUUUCAAAAAAAAAAAAAAAAAAAAAAUGGGGAAAUGUGGAACCAAGCUUAGCUGAGGUUUCGCCAUUUUGUAUAUCCUCCACCUUGAUAUGUUAGUCCUUGUCCAGCCGCAUUCCGGAGAUAGUUUCAGCAGUCACAACCCUCACUCCACUUGGUGACGAAAAAGCAGACCACCCCAGCCGCCAAUGAGGGCAGUCCUGUCCAUAAAUGGGACAGCAUCUCUAACCGUCCAAUCAGUUUGAAACUGUAACCGCGCGCGCCCAAAGUGCCUUUGUAGUAGCCAAUGAAUAAUUGCCAACUUCUUUCAAAGUUCCCGCCACUCGCGACCCUAUAAGAUGUCCCAGCUUCCUCUGUUCGGAGCUCUCGACCUCUGCCGUUGCAUCGGUGCGUGUCGAGGGCCCGGUCUCGAGCCCGUAUUAAACUCCUUUGUGCCCUUGCAUCGGUUGUCUGUGUCCUUGGGGGCUGCACUGGUCGACGUGGGCACAACAGGCACCAAGGGCAUGGAGGGCGUCAGUGCCAGACAAGCCGCACUGACUCUUCACUAGCCCCAAGCUCUCAAUUAAGGGAGGAAUUCUCCUAAUCUAACAGAAUCUAACCUAUUACUCCUGUACUUAUUUAAUCAGCAUAGUUUUCAUAUCUAACUUUAAGAUCAAGGGAAAAUUCCUUUUUCUGUAAGAUUGCUGACUGUUGUUUUAAGGAACUACAAAUAUUUCAUCAGAGGCAGGGCCUGAGAUGGUUAUAGCUUUUGGUUCUCAGAAUGGUUAAUAUGUGACAUCAGCAGUGGUAACAUUGACUAUUUCCAAGUACAUUAUUUGUGCUGUCAAGAUUAUUAGCUUAACCAGUGACAAAAUUGUUGUUGGCUUAUUCGUGAAUGCAUACUCCAACAGCUACCAUACCCAUUGUCACUGAAAGGGAACUGUUAAGGAAAAGCGAAUCUUUCCCUGGUAAAGAGCCAUAGACAUGGAAAUGUCAGUAAAAGACAAGCUUGCUUCCUUAACAGGCAUAUCUAAACAAGGACUGGCAGCCUGCUAGGCUGGUUGUUCUCCUGGGCCAGUCUCAAAGAUCUGCAUCCUCCCCCUUUUCCUGUGUCAAGAAUUUGUAUGCUAACUAACCAAUGUUAUCAAUGAAUUACGCAGUGCCAUUUGCUGUCAGAUUGGUUAUUCAGUAAUUGAUCAAACAGCAUUUGCAGUUUUACUUUUAAAUGUGUAUUUUAACAAUGGUAGAAACUAGCCAUAAACAAAUGAGACUCUAGCAGGAGUCAGCUAAAGAGAUUCCUGACUUUUCAGGAAUCUGCCUCAUGCCUGGACCUUUGUCAGACUGCUAGGGGGAAAGGAUGUCCUGAGCUA
This is a messenger RNA of Talpa occidentalis (Iberian mole), 5504 nucleotides long. Its product is annotated as syncytin-1-like. Gene Ontology annotation, biological process: virion assembly. The transcript has 2 exons. The record is from RefSeq and is a predicted model, not a curated record. Lineage: Eukaryota; Metazoa; Chordata; Mammalia; Eulipotyphla; Talpidae. The coding region runs from base 641 to 1714 and encodes 357 amino acids.